UUCAACCUGCGCGCGACAACCCAUUGACGAUAAGUGCGUAUUUGCGCGAAACGCAGCACGCGGAGCACAAGUGGUAUUCCAUUCCAUUCGUACAGUAUUUAUUCCCUGUUAUCAUCAAAAACCCCAUUGCCGGGAACCCAAGGACGGGAAUCGCACGAACCUACGGUACACGGUAGAAUUCGGACGAGUGGCGCUUACUUUUGUACUGCGAAGUUCGACCCACUUCAGAUACCUUCUUGUUGGUAAUGAUAAUAUUACUGUUGGCCCAAAAAAAAAACCAACUCGGCACCAAACAAAGCCUACCGUCCUCAAAACACCUGCCGCCGCGUCCUUAUCCCGCGCGUGACAGUGAUUUAUUUGUUCGACGCAUCAAAUGUUGGACAACAAUUUCGGAACUCAUUGUGUUUGCUGAUGAAAUGACCGGUUUGCGUGCUGGCAAAUUGUUCACGUGUUUUACAAAUUGUUGAUGAACUGGUAGUGGAUAGUGGAGUUGUGAAGUAACGUGGAUCGCUUAGUGGGUGAACUAAUUCUACUAAUCUCCUGCCCAAAUAUGGACAUAGUGAAAGACUUUUACUUGUGUCUCGCUGCCAUUGUGCUCACACUCGCCUGCGUUGCCGUGGACAGUAAAGCGUGUGAAUCAGUGCCCUAUGUGACACGCGACUUCUGGAAUGCUGCGCCACCGAAGCGGGUAGAACGUUUUGCCGGUCCGAUCCCGUACGUCAUCAUACACCAUUCCUACAUACCGGCGGCGUGCUACAACGGUGUGACGUGCAUUGCGGCAAUGCAACAGAUGCAGCAAAUGCAUCAGGUCGUGCGGCAGUGGAAUGACAUCGGCUACAGCUUCGCUAUCGGCGGUGAUGGCCGUGUGUACCAGGGACGCGGAUUCAAUGUCGUUGGUGCUCACGCACCGCGGUACAACGAUCGAAGCGUUGGGAUCUGUCUAAUAGGCGAUUGGGUUUCGGAUUUGCCACCCAAAAACAUGCUAACUGCAGCACAGCAGCUGAUCGAGUACGGUGUCCGCAACUCUCUCAUAGCGCAGAACUACACCUUGCUCGGACAUCGGCAGGUGCGUACCACCGAAUGUCCCGGUGAUCGGUUGUUCGAGGAGAUCAAAACAUGGCCCCAUUUCAACCCGAUGACGGACAUCGUUGAUCAGAACAGUGUCUAAAAAGAGGAUAAUGGUUCAUUAAUCGCUUUUGAAGUAUUUUACACAAAAACCCCUUACUUACGUGCGUUAAUUAUUCUACCUCGUGCAAACAUGAUACGUUCCUAUUGUGAUUUAUAAGAAAAUAAAUAAAAAAACAGAUCGCCAAUAUAACGAUGUAAAGUUGAAGCGACAUCAAGUUGGGUCGGGCCAGUGGCCAGAUCCAGCCACCGGGUAAACAGAGUCAAAGAAAGCCAGAAAUGACAG
Anopheles moucheti is the source of this 1411-nucleotide messenger RNA. It is a transcript of the gene PGRP-LB, whose product is annotated as peptidoglycan-recognition protein LB. The record is from RefSeq and is a predicted model, not a curated record. Bases 551 to 1168 code for a protein of 205 amino acids. Gene Ontology annotation, biological process: peptidoglycan catabolic process; innate immune response. The transcript has 3 exons. Gene Ontology annotation, molecular function: N-acetylmuramoyl-L-alanine amidase activity; peptidoglycan binding; zinc ion binding. NCBI's taxonomy places the organism in Eukaryota, Metazoa, Arthropoda, Insecta, Diptera, Culicidae.